Messenger RNA from Chionomys nivalis (European snow vole), 4278 nucleotides. Its product is annotated as protocadherin beta-14-like. Gene Ontology annotation, cellular component: plasma membrane. Lineage: Eukaryota; Metazoa; Chordata; Mammalia; Rodentia; Cricetidae. Bases 133 to 2517 code for a protein of 794 amino acids. The transcript has a single exon. Gene Ontology annotation, molecular function: calcium ion binding. The record is from RefSeq and is a predicted model, not a curated record. Gene Ontology annotation, biological process: homophilic cell-cell adhesion.
UACAGGAGCUUUACCGACAGAGCUGCCAAGGGAUUUUCAAUAGAAAAAUCGGAAAUUCCUUAUCAAAAUUGGGACCAAAUUUAAUUUUUGCAACAAAAGAGAUUGCCUGAAGGAACUGUGGGAACCAGAAGGAUGAUGAUUCUGCAGAAAAGGCAAGUCUUGGUUUUCUUUGUUUUGCUGGGAUUGUCCAGGGCAAGUACUGAAUCUUUGCACUAUUCUGUAGCAGAGGAAACAGAAAUAGGCUCUUUUGUGGCUAACCUGGCAAAGGAUUUGGGGCUGGGAGUAGCGGAGCUGUCCUCCAGGGAGGCCAGAGUAGUGUCAGAUGAUAAUAAAAAGCGUUUACACCUUAAUUUGCUGACCGGAGAUAUGCUCCUGAGUGAGAGACUGGACCGGGAAGAGCUGUGUGGCUCCUCCCAGCCCUGCGUGCUACCUUUUCAGGUGGUACUGGAAAACCCUUUACAGUUUUAUCGAGCUGAGCUGCAUGUCAGAGAUAUAAAUGAUCACUCCCCCACAUUCCUGGACAAGGAAAUAUCUAUUAAAAUACCAGAAAGUGCAACGAUCGGAGCCACGUUUUUAAUUGAGAACGCACAAGAUCUGGACGUAGGAAGCAACGGUCUCCAGGACUACACCAUUAGUCCCAAUUCUCAUUUCUAUGUUAAAACUCAUGACAGUGGUGAUGGAAAGAUAUAUCCGGAGCUGGUUCUAGACAGAGCUUUAGAUCACGAGGAGGAAUUUGAGCUUAGACUGACACUUACAGCCCUGGAUGGUGGGUCUCCACCCAGGUCUGGGACAACGUCGGUUCUCAUAAAGGUUAUGGACAUCAAUGACAACGCUCCUGAGUUUGCUCAGAGUUUUUAUGAGGUGCAGGUCCCAGAGGACACGCCCGUUGGUUCCAGUAUUAUUGCUAUCACUGCUACAGAUUUAGAUACGGGAAAUUCUGGAAAAAUAUCAUAUUCAUUUUUGCAUGCAUCAGAAGGCAUUAGAAAAACCUUUAAAAUCAACCCUACAUCUGGGGAAGUCAACUUGAGAUCAUUACUGGAUUUUGAAGUAAUACAAUCCUACUCUGUAAAUAUCCAAGCAACAGAUGGUGGAGGUCUUUCAGCAAAAUGCACUCUUUUAGUUAAAGUAUUGGAUAUAAACGACAACGCACCGGAAGUGACCAUAUCAUCAAUUACAAAGACAGUUCCAGAGAAUGCUUCAGAGACCCUGGUCGCCCUUUUCAGUGUCCGAGAUCAAGAUUCUGGGGACAAUGGAAGAAUCCUUUGCUCUAUUCAGGACGACCUUCCAUUUAUCCUGAAACCCACCUUCAAGAACUUUUUCACUCUCCUUUCUGAAAAAGCACUGGACAGAGAGAGCAGAGCUGAGUACAACAUCACCAUCACAGUCAGCGACAUGGGCACACCCAGGCUCACAACCCAGCACACCAUAACAGUGCAAGUGUCUGACGUCAACGACAACGCCCCCGCCUUCACACAAAGCUCCUACACACUGUUUGUCCAAGAGAACAACAGCCCCGCCCUGCACAUAGGCACCAUCAGCGCCACAGACUCAGACUCAGGCUCCAAUGCCCACAUCACCUACUCGCUGCUGCCCACCCACGACCUGCAGCUGGAUCUCGCCUCGCUCAUCUCCAUCAAUGCAGACAAUGGGCAGCUGUUCGCGCUCAGGGCGCUGGACUACGAGGCCCUGCAGACCUUCGAGUUCCAAGUGAGCGCCACAGACCAAGGCUCGCCCUCACUCAGCAGUCAGGCGCUGGUGCACGUUCAGGUGCUCGAUGCCAACGACAAUGCGCCCUUCGUGCUCUACCCGCUGCAGAAUGCUUCUGCUCCCUUCACAGAGCUGCUGCCCAGGGCUGCCGAACCUGGCUACCUGGUCACCAAGGUGGUGGCUGUGGACCGCGACUCUGGUCAGAACGCCUGGCUGUCUUUCCAGCUGCUCAAGGCCACAGAGCCAGGGCUGUUCAGCGUGUGGGCUCACAAUGGCGAGGUGCGCACCUCCAGGCUGCUGAAUGAGCGCGAUGCGCCCAAGCACAGGCUGCUGCUGCUGGUCAAGGACAAUGGCGAUCCUCCGCGGUCUGCCAGUGUCACUCUGCAUGUGCUGCUGGUGGAUGGCUUCUCUCAGCCCUACCUGCCUCUGCCUGAGGUGGCGCGCGACUCCACCCAGGACGAGGAUGCGCUCACGCUGUACCUGGUUAUCGCCUUGGCGUCUGUGUCUUCACUCUUCCUCUUGUCUGUGCUUCUGUUCGUGGGGGUGAGGAUGUGCAGGAGGGCCAGGUCGUCCACUCUGGGUGACUACUCUGUGCCUGAGGGACACUUUCCUGGCCAUUUGGUGGACAUCAGCGGCACGGGGACUCUGUCCCAGAGCUACCAGUAUGAGGUGUGUCUGACGGGAGGUACUGGGACUAAUGAGUUCAAAUUCCUGAAACCAGCCAUCCCCAGUCUUCAACUCCACGAUGCUGGUUCUAAUAUGCAGGAAAAGGAGAACUUUCGGAAUAGUCUUGGAUUUAAUAUCCAAUAAAAUCUCCUUUAAACUCUGAAUAUUUUACCUUCAUUGUCAAAUUGCAGUUGAUUCUUUUUCUUAAUCUGCAAUGGAUUUUAGGGUUUUACUGAUGUUGCAUGCGUUGUCAUUUCACAUGUAUCUCUCACAGUUGCUUUAAAAUCGUUAUGGGGUUUAGGAUGUAUAGAAACAAUCUUCACUUUUUGUUUAUUUUGUCGGAGUUUUAUGUUAACGGUUCUACUGUUUGUUAUGCAAGACACAGAAAUGGAAAUGCUGACUGAAGUAUUGAGAGUAAAUGCCUUGAGCUGGUGGUUCCUGUGCCUGGUGGGGUACAAGGCAGGCAGUUCUGGGUGGAUCUACAACAGAAGUGGAAGGGAGGAAGAGGAGAAGGGAACUAAAAAGGGGCAAAUGCCACCACAGAAGGGAGUUAUUCCAAUAUACUAUUAAAAUCCAGCAAGCAGGGAUAUUAACUCCUGCUGCAUCUGGGUAGAAAUUAUAUUGAAUUAUUAGUAUUCUUUGUCAGAUUACUUUACCAUAAAAGAUUUUUUUAAAUGCUGCCCCUCUGUAUCCAGUCAUGGGGGACUUUGUGUUCUCAUGUUUUCAUGAACUGAUUUCUGUUCAUGUGCCCUGCGUUAAGUACUGAUUGUUCAAGUAAUUUUUCUUUAUCUAUUUUCUAAUCAUUCCUUCUAAUUCUCAAAAUAUUCUAGGUCUUGAUACUGCUGUUGCUUGUUUUUAAAUACAUGUUUGCUUGGUUAAAAUGUAUGGUACUCUUUAUCAUUUAUUGCUAAAGCAGAUAAUAAGUUCAUAAUCUUAUUCUAAGUAAAAUAGUCUUUUACCAGAAGAAAACAGUAUAAAAACUUCCUAGGAGGACUGGAGAGAUGGCUCUGAGGUCCUGAGUUCAAUUCCCAGCAACCACAUGGUGGCUCACAACCAUUCCUAAUAGAAUCUCUUCUGACCUGCAGGCAUACAUGCAGGCAGAACACUGUAUACACAAUAAAUAAAUUAAAGAAAAAAACUUCCUAGGAAUUAAAUAUUUUAAUGUAAUUUUUUUUAUUUUGUGUGAAUUGGUGUUUUGCCUGCAUGUAUGUCUGUCUCUGUGAGGAUGUCUGAUCCUCUGCAACUGGAAUUAUAGACAGUUGCAAACUUCCAAAUUGGUCCUGAGGAUUGAAUUUGGGUCCUCUUUAAGUGCAACCAGUCCUCUUAACUGCUGAGCUAUCUUUCUGUCACCUGAAAUUAAGGUUUUAAACUGUUAAAAUGACUUAGAUUUACUAACCAUUAAUAAAAGUAAUAUAAGCCAAAUAUGGAAGAACAAAUCUGUAAUCCCAGCACUCAAGCAACUAGGGGUGGAGAAUAAUCAAUUCAAGAUUGUUUUUGGGCUACACAGUAAGAAUUUUCCUUAAAAAAUAAAGAAGGAAACAGAACCUGAUAUAUCAGCAUAUAUCUAUAAUUGAGGCACGUAAGAGCCUGGAGUGUGAAGCCAGCCUGAGUUCCAUGAGACACAUUCUCAAAAAUUACAAAGAAGCAGAAUGGAGAAUUAGGGUUGGAAUCCUCACACUUGAGGCUCUGAGGUAAGAGGCUGUCAUAAGUUGGCAGGACUUAUGACAUGCUAUGGACAUGACAUGGCAGAACAACCAUGCUAUGCAGUGCCUUCAAUACCAGCCUCAGCAACAGACUUAGACUCUAUUUCUAAAGCACUCCCUAUGAUCUUAAAGAAUGAACUGUGAAGUACAAUGUCUAGUUGUGUGGGCCCAACAGGUGGGUAUAAAACCUUGGCUUCGCUCU